UGACACUGCAUCGCGUUAAUGUAAAUCUCAACUUUUCCUGAAGUGCGGUGGGAGUGGAAAGUGAGUGUGGUGCGGACGUAAAUAAACAUUUUCGCGGAGGAACAUAACCUGCAAGUGCUGAGUGGCGCCAAAAAAUGGUGCGCGAUAUUUUUCAUUUUCGGGCCGAGCGCCUAGCUCAAGACUUAAUCCUGAGUAGUACUCACCGCGUUCUAGGGAAGUUGGCGCAAUACCUCACCAGCUUCCAAUUGGACGGGAUUCGGUUUUUGUACAAAAAUUUCGAGAACAACCAAGCUUGCAUUUUGAACGACGAAAGUGGGCUUGGGAAAACAGCCCUGGUCGGUGCAUUCCUGAGUGCGGUUCUCCCGCCCGACAACUCCAAGCGGUGCCUGAUUAUCGUGAAGAACGCCGAACGCAUCCGCAACUGGCAGUUCCACCUGGACGCGCUGACCAAGCUGCGCGUUAAGCUGUUGGCCGAGGAAAACGAAAUCGGAAGUGAUAACAAUGUCUUCCUCGUCACUUGGGAAAACCUGCGGAAGUCGCCCGGCAUGGCUAAGGCGGUGUUCAACUGCGUCAUUCUGGACGAUAGAGACGACUUGACCACCUCCAAGGCAUGUCUGAACUUUUUCCUGAGACAUUUCGAGAACCGGAUCUCAUUGAUUGUGGCCAGUUCCGAUGUGACUUUGGAUAUCAAACAAUUGCACAGCCUUCUGCGGUUGUGCGGAAGACUUGACGCGAAAUAUCAGAAGUUGAAGGUUUUCGAAGAGAAGUUUUCAUUGCCUAAGCCAGAAGGCAGAUUAGCGGAGGACCGAGCGGUAUUGGAAGCGUAUUUCCAAAGAAGGGAGAAGAUUUUGAACUAUUGCAGAGACUUUCGCUUACGCCGAUACAAGCAUCAAUUCGAAGAUAUACUCCCACUAGUCACCCCAUCAGAAUACGAGAAAAGCCUGCAGGAAUGGCAAGAAAAAGAAUUUUCAAAAUCCUUAUCCAGCAGCUCUGGUUCACUUAAAGUUCUCAGCUCGUCAUCAGAAAAAAACACGGAAGAGCUCUUCCAAACAUAUUUCGAUCCAAAAACUGAAAAUCUCCUCAACAAUGAGGUACAAAAAAUCAACGAAAAUGCAAUAAACUCGGAAGCAGACAAGGAGAAAAUAAUACACGAUACUGAAGACAUGUCACCAUUGUUAUUCGAAUCUGACACCGAAGAACUAUCUAUCAUUCCUCCGGCAAAAUUCAAUGAAGUUGAAAGCAAACCCACGCAACCAAAUGUAAAACGACCGGCUGCCUUAAGAGUUCUACGGUCAUCAACCAGUGGAUCGUCAGGAGUGAAGUCCGAGAAAGAUAAAGCGCCGCAGCCCUCCCCUUCUGUCAAAACUUCUCAGAAAAAGAGUCGUCAUCAUCGCACAUCAGACAUAAAUGUAAGUCAAGAGAGAAUUGUUCGGAGCUUGCGAUCAGCCGAUCGGAAAACAAGACAGGCAAAAGGUGGUGCAUCUAGCCGAAAUGCUAUUGUCGAUGUUUUCCGCAUGAUUGAACGAGCUGAAGCCGAAGAAAAAAAGAUUAAGAAAAAGAAACGAAAAGCAAGUCCUGCAGUGGCAAAGCAAGAGGCACAGGAGCCGUUGAAUGUGAGCUCGGACAGCGAAAGUGAAAUUGGUGAAGGCGAGAAAUUGGAAUAUCAUCCAGAUCCCGAAGCAAAAAUUAUAGAUCAAGCAAAACAGCUUGAUACUUCGCCAAAUUCAAACUACAAUUUUAACAUUGAUUUUCUUAGUAAGACGUUAGCUCCUCCGGACUCAAGUGAAAUUCACAUAUAUUCGCCGCCUGAGCAAAUAGUCAUUCUAUCGAGUUCAACCGAGCACAGCGAGGAUACGGUGCCCCGCAUCAGCAGUACCACUUCACGGAAAGUUAUACAAUCGGGAACUAUAUCUCCAUCGCCGGAUAUCUUUGAAAAUUACGAUGAAUACGAUUUCUUCUGCUCGCAAAGAGGCAAGUCUCCGAGAUCUCGUAGUCUUUUAUACAACCCUCAAAGGGCAUCAAGUAAAAAGUCGGCACCAUCCUGUCUCGAGCGAUUAAGUGGAGAUUAUUCCGGAACGAAUAAAACAAAUAAUUAUCUUUUCUCGGGCAUAUUGGCAGAUAUGGUAGAAAUUCAUACUCCAAACUUAGGAAAAACCACCUGGAAUUGCGAUUCGCAUCGAAAUAAAAUCACCAAAUAUCUCUCGUCUCAGUCGUUUGAUUCUACACAGUCCAACAGGCCUGAUACCACGACUAAAGACUUUGACAAUUUCCUACAAACUCCCAAGCGACGAAUGAGCUCGGUAUCGCAGAAGGGAUCUCCAGCAAUUUCUAAGAAGUCACCAAAAUCACAGCGUCACACUCCUGUGACGCCCAAUGGACUGACAAAGUGGCUUAUAAAAAAGACUCCCGCAAACGGCGCUCCGCAGGAAGGCAGUUCAAAGCCAGCAAAACGUAAGAGGCUGGACCUCUGGUUUACAGACUAAUAUUCGUAGUUUGGAAGUGAUCGUUUUCGCUGAAUUUUUAUUGGAAUUUUAGUGCAAAUUUUGAAAACUAAUCAAAAGUCGGUUCUGGUUUUGAAUCGAAAUGUCUUUCGAAUUCAGUCUAGAGAAAGCGAGGUUGGAGUUGUAAAGGCAAAUAGUAUGUCGAUUACUAUAUCAAGCGGAAUUAAGAGGAAUUAGUGUUUCAUUAUGGACUUCUACCUAACAACGCUGUGGUAUUUUUUAAGAUUAGACAUGAAAACUAAUAAUAUAUUUUAAAAUACUUUAAAGAGGUGCGAGAUUACAUUCGAGAUUCUAUGAAAAUAUAUAUUUUAUCUAAUUACAAUCAA
This is a messenger RNA of Hermetia illucens (black soldier fly), 2827 nucleotides long. RefSeq names its product protein suppressor of underreplication (gene SuUR). Lineage: Eukaryota; Metazoa; Arthropoda; Insecta; Diptera; Stratiomyidae. The transcript is spliced from 4 exons. Gene Ontology annotation, molecular function: ATP-dependent chromatin remodeler activity; ATP binding. The record is from RefSeq and is a predicted model, not a curated record. Bases 135 to 2483 code for a protein of 782 amino acids.